This is a messenger RNA of Cercocebus atys (sooty mangabey), 159 nucleotides long. Its product is annotated as random slug protein 5-like. The record is from RefSeq and is a predicted model, not a curated record. The transcript has 2 exons. NCBI's taxonomy places the organism in Eukaryota, Metazoa, Chordata, Mammalia, Primates, Cercopithecidae. The annotation marks the transcript as partial.
AGAAAGAAAGAAAGAAAGAAAGAAAGAAAGAAAGAAAGAAAGAAAGAAAGAAAGAGUAAGAAAGAAAGAAAGAAAGAAAGAAAGAAAGAAAGAAAGAAAGAAAGACUGCAGAAAGAAAGAAAGAAAGAAAGAAAGAAAGAAAGAAAGAAAGAAAGAAAG